GCGCUGGCGCAGGCUCUGUCCCAGCUGCAGGAGCUGCUGCAGAAGCACACGGGGCUGGAGGUUUUGAGGGCGGCCGCCCGCGCUUUGGGGUCGUUCUGCGACCCCCAACUGCCGCUGUGCGGGCGGGGGGACCUGGUCCGGAGCCGCCUGGCCGACGAGCUGGCCGAAAAGUGUCACCGCGACGUCACCGACAUGCUGCGGCCGCCGUCCCCAUCCCUGGACGAGGAGGAGCUGUUCAGCCUGGCUGCCACCCUGCGGCGCCUCGCCGCCCUCCUCGCGUGAGCAGCGCGUCCCCAACGUCCCCAACGUCCCCAACGUCCCCGUGUCCCUCUGUCCCCAGUGUCUCCGUGUCC
Molecule: messenger RNA, 353 nt
Organism: Numida meleagris (helmeted guineafowl)
Lineage: Eukaryota; Metazoa; Chordata; Aves; Galliformes; Numididae
Product: cohesin subunit SA-3-like
Exons: 2
Source: RefSeq, a predicted model, not a curated record